Messenger RNA from Corylus avellana, 676 nucleotides. RefSeq names its product zinc finger (C2H2 type) family protein. Gene Ontology annotation, molecular function: nucleic acid binding; zinc ion binding. The record is from RefSeq and is a predicted model, not a curated record. NCBI's taxonomy places the organism in Eukaryota, Viridiplantae, Streptophyta, Magnoliopsida, Fagales, Betulaceae.
CUUCUUUCAAUGUCAAUUUCCUGGAAAUUGUAGGGUUUUUCCAAGAGUAGAACGCCAGAAACCCUAACUCGCUCUUACAGACAAGAAGGACGAUCUCAAAAACGAAACCAGCUAUCGGAGAGAAAUGGGAGGGAAGUGUCCGCACAGACAUGUAAAAAAGAGACGCUACUCUCACAAGACUGCUCGCCGCACCCAAUUCCUCCUCAAAGGUGCUGAUAUGGUUUAUGAUGCGUUGAAGAAGCCCGAUGAGGAAAGGAAGCCCUUGCCUCUUGAUGAAGACUUGCCUGGGAUGGGCCAGUAUUAUUGCUUGCACUGCGACCGAUACUUUGCGAAUGUUUCUGUUAGGGAUGAGCAUUUCAAGACGAAACGUCACAGGAAAAAAGUUAAGGAGAUGUUGGGGCCUGCACCUCAUACUCAACUUGAUGCUGACUUAGCUUCUGGAAUGGGUAUGCCAGAUAAUGGUCCAAAGCUAUCAUGAUCUGAGAUAUCUAUCUUUGGUAUCGUUGGUAGAUUAUGAGUGGGCUGAGUCUGAUAGUCGAAGAUAUUUUUUGUUGCAAAGAGUUGUCUUUUUUGUUACAGUUGUAGGCAUUAACUCCAAUGUAAUGAUAAAUUAAAAUGUUCUCAGUUUUCUCUACACGCUAUAUUAUAUUUUAUGUCUGCAGAUUUGUUUAUUCAA